Molecule: messenger RNA, 15070 nt
Organism: Fundulus heteroclitus (mummichog)
Lineage: Eukaryota; Metazoa; Chordata; Actinopteri; Cyprinodontiformes; Fundulidae
Gene: csmd3b
Product: CUB and Sushi multiple domains 3b
Exons: 62
Coding region: 144-9413 (3089 amino acids)
Biological process (GO): regulation of dendrite development
Source: RefSeq, a predicted model, not a curated record
AGGUGAUUCAGAUCAACUUUGAAGAGUUUGACCUGGAGAUAGCCUAUGACACACUGACAAUAGGAGAUGGAGGAGAAGUGGGAGAUCCUACAACCAUACUUCAGGUCUUAUCAGGCAGCUUUGUGCCUGACCUGAUUGUCAGCAUGACCCACCAGAUGUGGCUCCACCUCCAGUCCGAUGAGAGUGUUGGAUCUAUAGGAUUUAAGAUCAACUACAAAGAAAUAGACAAAGAGAGUUGCGGUGACCCUGGAACCCCUCUCUAUGGAGUAAGAGAGGGCGACAGCUUCUCAAACGGGGGAAUCCUGAGGUUUGAGUGCCAGUUUGGCUUUGAGCUGAUCGGAGAAAAAACCAUCUCCUGCCAAGAUAACAACCAGUGGUCUGCGAAUAUACCCAUAUGUAUAUUCCCCUGCAUGUCCAACUUCACAGCUCCCUCAGGAACCGUCCUCUCCCCAGAUUACCCUGAAGGCUACGGGAACAACAUGAAUUGCGUCUGGCUCAUCCAGUCUGAUCCAGGCUCGAGAAUCCACUUGGCAUUUAAUGAUUUCGACCUAGAGGCGCCAUAUGAUUCCCUGACUGUGAAAGAUGGCGAGACAAACGAUGCCCCUGUCAUCGGGAGGUUCUCCGGAGCCGAGAGUCCGUCCCACCUUACGUCUAACACCAACACUCUGAGGCUGGAGUUUCAGGCCGAUCACUCCAUGUCUGGGAGAGGAUUUAAUAUCACUUACAGCACAUUUGGCCAUAAUGAGUGUCCCGACCCUGGUAUUCCCAUCAAUGCUCGCCGCUUUGGAGACAGCUUCCAGCUUGGCAGCUCCAUCUCUGUGGUGUGUGAGGACGGUUUCAUUAAAACCCAGGGAACUGAGACCAUCUCCUGUCAGCUAGAACGGGGAAAAGUCAUGUGGAGUGGACCCAUUCCUAAAUGUGAAGCCCCAUGCGGCGGCCACUACUCCGCUCCAAGUGGAGUCAUUCUGUCUCCUGGGUGGCCCGGUUACUACAAAGACUCCCUCAGCUGCGAGUGGGUGAUUGAAGCUGAGCCAGGCCGUUCCAUCAAGAUCACAUUUGACAGGUUCCAGACAGAGUUGGGUUACGACUUCCUGGAGAUCCACGAUGGGCCGAACCUCAUAUCACCUCUGGUUGGCUCCUUUAACGGCACUCAGGUGCCCCAGUUCCUAUUUAGCAGCAGCAACUUCCUUUAUCUCCUGUUUACCACUGAUAACAGCCGCUCCAAUGUUGGCUUCAAAAUACUCUAUGAAAGUGUUACAGUGGACAGUUAUUCAUGCCUGGAUCCCGGUAUUCCUGUCAAUGGUAUUCGAUAUGGACAAGAUUUUUCUAUCGGAUCUACAGUUUCAUUUGGCUGUGAUUCGGGCUACAGACUGAGCCAUGAAGAGCCCCUGGUGUGUGAAAAGAACCACUGGUGGAGCCACUCCUUACCAACAUGUGAUGCUCUGUGCGGUGGGGAUGUCAGGGGUCCCUGGGGAACCAUCCUCAGUCCCGGCUUUCCAGACAGCUACCCUUCAUCUCUCAACUGUACCUGGACUGUUGAAGUCAGCCAUGGGAAAGGAGUCCAGUUUCAGUUCAACUCCUUUCAUCUGGAGGACCAACACGACUACCUCUUGGUAACCGAAAACGGGAGCUUCCUGCAACCUCUGGCUCGGCUGACCGGCAAUGAGUUGCCUAGCAACAUCAACGCCGGUCUCUAUGGCAACUUCAAAGCCCAACUACGAUUCAUCUCUGACUUUUCCAUCUCAUACGAGGGCUUCAACAUAACUUUCUCAGAAUAUACUCUGGAGCCAUGUGAGGACCCUGGGAUGCCCAGGUUUGGCCGGAGAAAUGGCUACAGUUUUGGGGUUGGAGAUACUUUGUCCUUUUCUUGCAACUUAGGAUACCGCCUGGAGGGUACACCAGAGUUGAUCUGUCUAGGGGGAGGUCGUAGAAUGUGGAGCGCUCCUUUACCAAGAUGUGUUGCUGAGUGUGGUUCUUCAGUCAUAAAUAAUGAAGGCAUACUCUUGUCUCCAAACUACCCAAUGAACUACGAUAACAACCAUGAGUGCAUCUACAGCAUUCAGGUGCAAGCUGGAAAAGGCAUCAACAUCUCAGCUAGAACAUUUCAUCUUGCCCAGGGCGAUAUUCUAAAGAUUUACGAUGGCAAAGAUAACACAGCUCAAGUCCUUGGUGCAUUCACUGGCACGUCCAUGUUAGGCCUCACUCUUAUUUCCACAUCAAACCAUCUCUGGCUGGAGUUCUACAGCGAUCCUGAAGACACCGGAGAAGGAUUCAAAUUGGUGUACUCAAGUUUUGAGCUGUCUCACUGUGAGGACCCAGGCGUGCCUCAGUUUGGAUUCAAAGUCAAUGACCAAGGCCAUUUUUCUGGGAGCAGCAUUACAUACAGAUGUGAACCUGGUUACACUCUGCACGGAGCCUCAACACUUAAGUGUAUGACAGGUGAAAGGAGAGCCUGGGAUAACCCCCUGCCCUCUUGUAUAGCUGAGUGCGGUGGUCGUUUUAAGGGGGAAUCCUCGGGGAGGAUUCUUUCACCUGGAUACCCUUUUCCUUAUGACAACAACCUUCGUUGCACCUGGACCAUUGAGGUGGAUUCUGGUAAUAUUGUGAGUCUACAGUUCCUGGCCUUUGACACGGAGGCAAGCCAUGACAUGCUGAAAGUUUGGGACGGACCACCUGAGAAUGAAAUGUCGCUGGCAGAGCUGAGUGGAUCUUUGCUUCCUGAGGGAAUCCAUUCCACACUCAACACAGUCACAGUCCAAUUUGAGACAGACUUUUACAUCAGCAAGUCAGGGUUUGCCAUAGAAUUUUCAAGCUCAGUAGCCACAGCCUGCAGGGACCCAGGUGUACCGAUGAACGGCACGCGCAGCGGGGACGGCCGUGAGCCGGGGGAUUCGGUGUCCUUUCAGUGCGACCCUGGAUACGAGCUCCAGGGGGACGACAAAAUAACCUGCAUACAAGUGGAUAACAGAUACUACUGGCAGCCCAGCCCGCCUGUCUGCAUAGCACCUUGUGGAGGAAAUCUUACUGGUUCCAAUGGCUUUAUACUCUCUCCUAACUACCCACAUCCCUACCCUCACUCGAAGGAUUGUGACUGGCUCAUUGCUGUCAACUCGGACUAUGUUCUGUCGCUGGCCUUCAUCAGUUUCAACAUUGAGCCCAACUACGACUUCCUGUACAUCUACGAUGGCCCGGACAGCAACAGUCCUCUCAUCGGGAGCUUCCAGGACAGCAAACUUCCAGAGCGCAUAGAGAGCAGCUCCAACACCAUGCUUUUAGCCUUCCGCAGCGAUGGCUCUGUUUCAUACACUGGCUUUCACCUGGAGUACAAAGCCAAACUUAGGGAAUCCUGUUUCGACCCAGGAGUGGUUCUGAAUGGGACCAGGUUGGGGUCCGAUUACAAGCUGGGCUCUACAGUCACCUUUUACUGUGAAGCAGGAUACGUUCUGCAGGGCUAUUCGACUCUAACCUGCAGUAUGGGAGAUGAUGGCAGACCUGGAUGGAACAGAGCUCUGCCUAGUUGUCAAGCUCCAUGUGGAAGUCGCUCUACAGGGUCGGAAGGGACUGUCUUAUCGCCAAACUUCCCCAGAAACUACACUUCCGGACAAACCUGCGUCUAUUCCAUAUCUGUGCCAAGAGAGUUUGUCCUCUUCGGUCAGUUUGUGUUGUUCCAGACAUCGCUAAAUGAUGUCGUGGAGAUUUACGAUGGACCCACCCAACAGAACACACUUCUCUCCUCUCUUUCCGGUUCCCACUCUGGUGAAUCUCUGCCUCUAAGUUCAGGAAACCAGAUAGCAGUAAAGUUUACCACAGUUGGACCAGAAACAGCCAAGGGAUUCCAUUUUGUCUAUCAAGCUGUACCAAGGACCAGCUCCACUCAGUGCAGCUCAGUCCCGGAGCCACGCUUCGGGAAGCGUCUCGGUAAUGACUUUGCAGUCGGUUCCUUGGUGCAAUUCGAGUGCAACCCUGGCUACGUGCUUCACGGCUCCACUGCCAUUCGCUGCGAGAGCAUACCGGACAACCUGGCUCAGUGGAAUGACACUCUGCCAACCUGCAUAGUUCCCUGUGGAGGCGUAUUGACCUCUCGGCGAGGGACCAUCCUGUCUCCAGGCUACCCAGAACCUUAUGAUAACAACCAGAACUGUGUGUGGAAGGUGUCCGUUCCAGAAGGGGCCGGAAUACAGAUACAAGUUGUGAGUUUUGCAACUGAACACAACUGGGACUCACUAGACUUUUACGACGGUGCUGAUAAUCAUGCACCAAGGCUUGGCAGCUACUCUGGCACAACUAUCCCCCCUCUCCUGAAUAGCACAUCUAACAACCUCUAUCUCAGCUUUAGUUCCGAUAUUAGCGUCUCAGCUGCUGGAUUUCACCUGGAAUAUACAGCCAUCGGUUUGGAAUCAUGUCCAGAGCCCCUCACUCCAAACUACGGAAUCCGUCAAGGAGACAGAUUCAUGGUCGGGGAUGUUGUACAGUUUUCAUGUGAACAAGGAUACUCUCUUCAGGGAAAUGCACAUAUCACCUGUAUGCCUGGACCUGUUAGAAGAUGGAACUACCCUGUACCGCUGUGUAUCGCUCAAUGUGGCGGCUCGAUGAAGGAUGUCAGUGGGGUGAUUCUAAGUCCGGGUUAUCCCGGCAACUAUCCCAGCGGAUUGGACUGCACAUGGAAUGUUAACCUACCUGUUGGCUUUGGCAUUCAUCUCCAGUUUUUAAACUUCUCCACCGAAGCGAUCCACGAUUACCUAGAGAUCCGUAGUGGAACGCUGGAAACGGGUUCUGUGAUUGAUAAGUUCAGCGGUCCAGUCAUUCCUAAACCGCUUUUCAGCACCACCCACCAAACCAGCUUUUUUUUCCACAGCGACUAUUCGCAAAACAAACCGGGGUUCCACAUCACAUAUCAAGCCUACCAGCUUCAGAGCUGUCCUGACCCACGGCCGUUUCGAAACGGCAUUGUAAUCGGCACAGAUUUCAGCGUAGGCAUGACAGUGUCUUUUGAAUGCCUGCCUGGAUAUUCUCUGAUCGGAGAAGCCUCGCUAACGUGUUUACACGGAAUAAGCAGGAACUGGAACCACCCUUUACCACAGUGUAAAGCCAGGUGUGGUGGUAACAUUACCUCAUUAAAUGGUACCAUCUACUCUCCUGAUCACCCCGAAGAAUACCCAAACUUCCAGGACUGUGUGUGGAGUGUCCGAGUUCCUCCUGGACAUGGAAUUUACAUCAACUUCACUGUUCUGAGCACAGAACCCAUAUAUGACUACAUCACUGUCUGGGAUGGUCCAGAUCAAUCAUCCCCUCAGAUAGGCCAGUUCAGCGGGAACACAGCCUUGGAGUCCGUCUAUUCAACUUCCAACAUCAUCCUCAUUAAAUUCCACUCUGACUUCUCUGGGUCAGGCUUCUUCGUCUUAAGUUACCAUGCCUACCAAUUAAGGGUAUGCCAGCCUCCCCCAGAAGUACCCAAUGCUGACAUGCUGAUGGAGGAUGGCGAGCUGGAGAUAGGUGACAUCAUCAGAUAUCGAUGCCAUCCCGGCUUCUCAUUGGUCGGCAACGAAAUUAUAACCUGUCGCUUGGGAGAGAGAUUGCAGAUGGACGCCCCUCCUCCUACAUGCCAAGUUCAAUGCCCCGCGCAUGACGUGAGAUACGACUCAUCGGGCGUCAUCCUGAGCCCAGGCUGGCCAGAGAGCUACCCGAACCUCCAGAUGUGUUCGUGGAGCAUCAACCUUGAAAAGGGAUACAAUGUCACCAUAACCUUUGAGAGUUUCCAGACAGAGAGAGAAUUCGAUGUACUAGAGAUUUUUGAUGGCCCCACACCCAACAGUCCAACUCUGGCAACGCUGAGUGGUGACCUGCCAACACCCUUUAACAUCACAACCUCCGGUCAUCAGUUUCUGGUCCGCUGGUCAUCGGAUCACGGCACCAACAAGAAAGGCUUCAAAAUUCGCUAUGUUGGUGAGUACCAAACCCUGUACUGCUCCACACCAGACUCCCCCCUCCAUGGCUCCAUAUCCUCUCAGACUGGCGGUCAUGUGAACAGCGUGGUGCGCUGGGCUUGCGACCGAGGUUACCGCCUCAUAGGCAAUGGCACGGCGACCUGCCGUCGCACAUCGCAGGGCUACCAUGGCUGGGACUCUCCUGUGCCUGCCUGUCAAGCUGUGUCCUGCGGGCCACCCAAGGCUCCAAUAAAUGGUGGGGUGCUAACUGCUGACUACUCCGUGGGAACAAGAGUUUCCUACUUCUGCAAUGACGGAUACAGACUCUCCAGUAAGGAACUGACAUCAGCCAUCUGUCAGCCUGACGGAACAUGGAGCAACCACAACAAGAUACCAAGAUGCUCUGUUGUAGUGUGUCCCAGCAUCGGGUCGUUUUCCCUGGAGCAUGGCCGCUGGAGGAUUGUCAACGGCUCGCACUAUGAGUUCAGAACACGCAUUGUCUUCACCUGUGAUCCAGGGUACUACAGAUUAGGCCCUGCCCACAUCCAGUGUUUAGCCAAUGGGUUGUGGAGCUGGAAGAACGAGAGGCCGCACUGCCAGAUUAUCUCAUGCGGCGACCUGCCCUCUCCUCCAAAUGGGAAGAAGAUUGGUACUCAGACGACAUUUGGCGCCACGGCCAUCUUUACAUGCGAUGCUGGCUUCAUGCUGGUGGGGUCAGCUGUCAGAGAGUGCCUGUCAUCAGGGCUCUGGAGUGGAACAGAAACGAGGUGUUUAGCUGGUCACUGUGGAAUCCCAGAGGGAAUCGUGAACGGCCAGGUCAUUGGGGAGAACUUUGGGUACCGUGACACGGUUGUGUAUCAGUGUCUGCCUGGCUACCGCCUCAUAGGCUCAUCGGUUCGAAUCUGCCACCAAGACAACCAGUGGUCUGGACAGCUUCCCAUCUGCAUAUCGAUCAGCUGCGGCCAUCCAGGGAGUCCCAUCUACGGCCGCACAGUGGGAAACGGCUUCAACCUCAACGAUGUGGUCAGCUUUGUUUGUAAUCGGGGCUACGAAAUGGAGGGGCCUGCCCGUGCUCAGUGCCAGGCCAAUCGCCAGUGGAGCCACCCGCCCCCAACGUGUAAAGGUGGGGAGAAAAUGGUCAACUGCUCCGAUCCCGGCAUCCCGGCCAACUCAAUUCGGCAGAGUAAAAUAGAGCACGGCAACUUCACUUUCGGCACCGUGGUGUUCUACGACUGUAACCCAGGAUAUUACCUGUUCGGAUCCCCGGUGCUGACUUGUCAACCCACCGGCCAGUGGGACAAACCUCUUCCUGAAUGCAUAGUUGUAGACUGUGGUCAUCCAGGCUCUCCCCCCAACGGCGUGCUGACUGGAGAGAAGUUUACAUUUGGUUCGACGGUGCGAUACUCCUGUCUGGGUGGGAGGCAGCUUAAAGGAGAGUCUUCUCGGAUGUGUCAGCUCAAUGGGAUGUGGAGCGCCCCCAUGCCCUUCUGCUCGGGUGACAUUGCUGGUUCUUGUGGGGACCCUGGCAUUCCCUCCCACGGUUCGAGGGAACAGACGGAUUUCAGGAUCCGCUCCAAGGUCUACUUCACCUGCUCCGAAGGCUAUGAGCUCAUUGGUUCUUCAGACAGAAUGUGCUUCCCCAACGGGACCUGGUCCGGCACGCAGCCUUUUUGUAAACCUGUUCAGUGUGGAAAUCCUGGCACUCCAAGUAAUGGCAGGGUAUUUCGUCUUGAUGGAACAACGUUCUCUCACUCUGUCAUCUACUCCUGCAUAGACGGUUACUUGCUCACUGGCGCCACCACCAGGCUGUGCCAGGCCAAUGGGACCUGGUCAGGGGCACAGCCAAACUGCACUAUGAUAAACUGCGGGGAUCCCGGCAUGCCGGCUAACGGCCUUCGCUACGGGGAGGAUUUCACUAUCGGGCAGAACAUUUCCUUUCUGUGCCAACCGGGAUACAGAAUGGAGGAGGACGGCUCACCUGUGAGGAUGUGCACCCAGAAUGGGACGUGGAGCGGAAACAUGCCCAUAUGUACAGCGGUGACCUGUCCGGCUCCCCCUGCCAUCAGCAAUGGGGUCUUGCAGGGCAGUGACUUUGAAUGGGGAAGCAGUGUGAGCUACAGUUGCUCACCAGGGUAUGAACUCUCCUUCCCAGCCAUCCUGACCUGCGUGGCCAAUGGCACCUGGAGCGGCAUGCUCCCACAGUGCCUACCCAAGUUCUGUGGCGACCCAGGUACUCCAGUCGGCGGUUUCAGAGAGGGUCGGAGUUUCAUUUAUCAAUCCGAAGUGUCCUUCAGCUGUUCUCCACCUCUGAUACUUGUCGGCACAACAACCAGACUUUGCGAGAAUGACGGCACCUGGAGUGGUACUCAACCACGCUGCAUCGAGCCGACCAAAACCAGCUGCGAUAACCCAGGAACGCCUCGUUACGGCUCCUUAAAUCGGACCUAUGGCUUUAAGGUGGGGAGCGUGGUGUCAUUUCAGUGCCAGUCGGGUCAUUUGCUUCAGGGAUCUUCAUCCAGAACCUGCCAACCCGAUUUGACUUGGACUGGGACACAGCCCGAGUGCAUACCCCACGCAUGUAAGCAACCGGAGAGCCCGCUGCACGUGGACGUGGUGGGGAUGGAUCUGCCCGGAUUUGGCUACACCUUGGUCUACAGCUGUCAACGCGGCUACUUCCUGGCGGGGGGCUCCGAGCACCGGGUCUGCAAGAACGAUGGCACGUGGACGGGAAAGAUGCCAAUAUGUAGAGCUGGAGAGAAGAAGAAACCUGUGAAACCUGUGCCAGGGACACCCAGCCCAAAACUUAAUGUUCCGGAUGAUGUUUUUGCUCCUAACUACAUAUGGAAGGGUUCCUAUAAUUACCGCGGUAGGAAGCAACCGAUGACGCUGAGCAUCACCAGCUUCAACUCCACGACCGGGAGAGUAAACGUGACGCUCAGCAAUGGCAACCUGGAACUGCUCCUGUCAGGCGUGUAUAAGGCUUCGGAGGCCAGACUGUUGCUUCUGAUGUAUCAGGUGAACCAUGUGAACCAAGGAAGCCAACAGAAAGAUUCGGCCAUCUCUCCAGCCAAGAUCAUGGAGGACUCCUGGACUAUGGACGGAUUUGUAUCAGCAGAGCCUGAUGGAUCUACUUAUGUAUUCCAGGGUUUCAUUCAGGGAAAAGACUAUGGACAGUUCGGACUGCAAAGACUGGGUCUGAACAUGUCAGAGAGUCAAAACUCGACACCUCCACAGCUUGGUACCAACAGCAGUUCUGUGGCCAUCGCUAUUCUGGUGCCUUUCUUCGCUCUGAUCUUUACUGGCUUUGGAUUCUAUCUCUACAAGCAGAGAACUACACCAAAAACACAGUACACAGGCUGCUCGGUUCACGAAAACAACAAUGGCCAGGCUGCCUUCGAGAACCCCAUGUACAACACCAAUGCCAAAGCUGUCGAGGGAAAGGCCGUCAGAUUCGAUCCCAAUCUAAAUACUGUCUGCACCAUGGUCUGAGGAACGAUUGUCCUCAGUCAAACGUAUUGACUCACAUCUCCUAUGGGACCACAAUUGGUGCAAAGAAAGUGGAAAGGGCAGACUUUACCAAGGCCAAGCAGCAUGGUGUGUACACCAGCCAAACAAGCAACCAACCCUUUCUGUUUGGAAAUCCAGUCCCGACCCACUAGCAGAGAAACAACUCUCCAGAUGAAACCAAAAGCCAACGCUGGUUUGCCUCAGCUAUCAGCACUUAGUGAGACAAAAAGCUGUAAGGUGACAAAAAAAAGCUCCAUUUCUAUCCCCAACUCUGAGCAAGUCAUGGUAACUUUCUGAUCUGAUUCUAAACCAGACACAAACACCAAACAUUUUAGCUAGUAUUUAACCUCAAUCACUGUUUGUAAGACCAACACCUAUGGGUAAGCCAUGACCUGCUGUUCGGACCUCGUAUGUCAUCACAGUUUUCGACGGAGGCAAAGUUUUAGAGACCAGAGAAGAAGAUCUGCUCCGGCUAUGAUCACACAUCAGAAACUUAGGAGAACCUGCGACAUUAUAUCAAAGAUGUCAUUAAGGACACUGUGAAAUUAUACCGACAGUUAAAACAACUUUGUCACCGGCAGAAUAUUGCUGAAACCUUCUGACUGGUUAUGAAGACAAAACUUGUUUCUAAAACGACCACGGAACUACAACAACCUCACAACCACAUGGAACCCUCUCCCGUCUCCGUGACAAGCUGAGACUGGUGAAACUGGUCUCUAUUUUUUUUUCUUCUUCUUCUUCUUACAUGGAGCCUAAGAAGGCUAAUGCUUCUAGACAGAAGCAAAAGUUGCUUUGAAACGAGACUAACCGCUAAGCAAGGGAUGAUGAUAGGGAUAGGGCAUCCCUGGAGAUGGAGCUGUAAUCCUGACUGAGCUGGGAUUAGAGCAAAGCGAAACUUACAAGGAGUCUAAAGUGGAGCUAGCACUAACAGGAGAGAUGAGAGACUGACUCAUCUAAUGGAUAAACUGCCUCUAACGCGAUGAAGACAGCCUCUAACUGAGCUGGAAGCAGAGUGAGUAAGUCAUUAACAACAACAAAAAAAAAAAAGGACGAGAUCUUACAAUCCUAACACAACCAAUCAGAGCUUGUCUGACCUGAAGUAAUCGACUGAAAGUGAUCGGUCCUCCUCCUUUAUACAAGAUGAAUCAGAUCAGGUCAAACGGGACAUAGCCUCCAGGAGAAUAUAUUCCUGAACCUGAGAAUUUUGCCAGCAGGUUGUGAUCAGAAAGAGGCCAAACGAAAGCGGAGGACUCCGGCGGACCACAAGGGUAGAAAAAAAAAAUGACUUGGAAACAGAGAAAGCUCCAGCACUAAAGCACAUUUCGCAGGGACACUACCUGUCUACGCAACGAGAGAUGGACUAACACAGGGACAGAAAGGUCCUGUUUUGUUUUUUUUAUUUCAAUCUAUCUUUACUCCAAGAUAUAAGCAGGAGGCUUUCGGGCAGACAGACACGCAGAAACAGGCUGUUAGACAGGAGUCAUAAAUGAAUAGACAGGUUUAGAAAGACAGGGUCUUUCGCCCUGCGUCUGUGGACAUCGUCCACGUGAUCCUGCACUCUGAGAGUGCUUACCUUCUUUGUUUGUUACAGCUGCAGAAUCUUCUGAUCUGUAAAUCUAUUGCAUAUAUAUUCGGGGAGCAUUCACCACCUAUAUUUUUGUGCUAUAUAUUUACCACAAAGGGAGGGUAAAUGGUGUGUGUGGGGGAGGGAGGGGGCAGAUUCUAACAGAGUUUUUAGAAAAAGAAGAAUUAUCAGAGUAAAAGACAUCAGAGCUAUCUGCUUUUCACAUGCAACCCACAGAGUUUCCACUGCAAAAUCUAGUUUAUUUGAAAUUCAUUUAUGGCAUGGAGUUCCCCGUCACCAUCGCUGUCUUUCUCACUGAGGCGUGGUGUUGUUGCCAUUAUCACAAUGCAAGGUUUACCAGCAACAAUCAUACCUUAAACUCAAUGGCAGAUGUUUUAAAACCCAGAAUUGGAGAUACUUUUGCACUUUGGUGGCUUUAAAUGAUCGUCUGGGGGUAUAAAACAGGCGUUUCUUGCUUAACAGUGACAUUUGCGCCGGAAAGCACUCAGCUAUGUGAUCAGCAUAUAAUGCUGCGAAAAAAUACUUGCCCACUCUCAGAUCUCUUCUGUUUUGUAUUGUGGUGUUGCACAGCAUUUUGAUAUUAGACAAGCAUAACCUAAGUAAUUAAUAAAAGCAGUUUUCAAAUGAUUUCUUGAUUAAGGAGAAAAAAAAAACUUCUCCAAAGUUGCCUGUCUCUGUGUUAAAGAUAAUUGCCCCCUCAAUCUGAAAACUGGCUGCCCAUCAAUCAUUUGCAAAAGUUGGCAAUGAGGAUUUUCUUUUACUUCGCUUUUGGCGAAUUUUGGGCCACUUUUCUUUGCAGAAUUGUUUAAUGCAGCCAUUAAAGGAUUCUUUAAUCUUAGUUACAUUUUUUUUUUUAGCUUUUCUGACUCAGCCAUUCACAUUGGACUGUUUUCCCACUACAAACCUGACUGCUUGGACAUCAAGGUCACUGUUCUUAUACCAGCUAAUGUUUGUAUUGCAGCACAGCUAGAUGCUUCAAGCAUUUAGAAAAGUAAGUUAUAAAGUCUGCUUACUUACUGCUGCAAAAGUCAUAGCCUUCAAAAUACAUAAUUGUCUUAUUUGUUCUUGUCUUGAGAUCAAGGCAUGAUGGCUAGCGUUUCUUUUAGCUUCUUUUUAAGUGAGGUCUGGAUUUUACCGGACUGGUAGUAAUCAGACCUGCAUUGGCUUGUAAAAACUGACUAAAAAAUAAAUAAAUAAACUCAACCACGGUUAAUUCCUAGUUUAACAAGUGGGGCAAUUACUUUUUAAUGUAAAGGGGCUCAGAUCGCUUUUUCUCAUUCUUAAGAAAAGAAAUCAUUUCAAACGGCUAUUUUUAUUGCCUAUAGUUUCCUUUGUCUAUUAUUAAAAUAUGUUAGAGUUAGAGUUGCAAAAAAAAAGCAAAGAUUAAAUUUGAAAUGGGGCAGAAAUUCAAAACACUGUGAAAACCACAGAAAUCAAACAACCUCUUAGAUGUUAGUGAAAAUUAGACAUUUCCAUUUUCAAUUGGGCAGAAGAAUUAGUGACGAUUGUCGGUUACCUGUAUUAUGUGUACUUUGGGUAUGAUGGCUCAAGAAAGCUUGUGUUGUACGCUGACAUUGCUCUGUUCCUGUUUGUUUGUGUCAAAUCCUGAGGAGUCGACAUAGAACCUGCAGAGUCAGUGAAAGCAUGUGAGAGGCGAUGUCUGUGCAGAACAGAUAAGAAGGGCAAACUACAAUCUAAUCUGUUAUCUACAGCACCCUCGCUAAUUAUUGUGUAAAAAGCCUUAAUAUAAAUGAACCUUUAUCACUGUAGCAUAAUCUCACACUGCCCUUUAAUUUAAGUAUAUUUAAUAAAUAGAUAUGGUAAAAAAAAAAAUCCCACUUAAAACAAAUCUAUUUAACAAAAUCACGGGUGUCAACCUUAUUGUCUUGCCUGCUAUUGCUACUUUGUACCACUCCUAUUUUACCAAUAAGAAGAUCUUCUCUUGAAAAAUGUCACACUGUUUCAACAUAGAAAAGUUCAAUAAGGGUUCUCCAAAGGCUUGAUGUCGCCACAGUGGGAUGGCUUUGGAUGGAGAAGGAUUUUGUGACUGGCAAACAAUUUGUUUUGGCUUCUUGUGCUGCGGUAAUACGCAGCGAUGAGCCAUUUUCAGUUUUCCUUCAGAUCUUUUUGUAAAGCUCCAUGUUUUUUCAAAGAUCAGACAAUGCUGCACACUCUAACAAGAUUCCCGGAUCCUUUGAAAGAGAAACAGCCCACGAAAUAAUAAUCACUCCACCGUGCUUUAAUACUGGGCCACAUGUUUAUGAUGGAAUUACUGCAAGUGUUUUUGUCGCUAAAAGAAAACCUGUCAACGUCUCAUCUGACAGAAGCACGCUGUUCCACUUAAAUUCCAAACGGGUUUAAGGUUUUAAUCGUAGGAUAAAAAAAAUUCCUUGCUUUAAAAAGUGAAAUACAAAUGUAAAAAUGCUCCAGUUAAGUACGUUUUGUAAGGAUUGUUUGGAAUCGGUAAGAAAAUGUGUCCGUUUCCCUGAGUUUUCCUAAAUUCUUUGACUGUGAGAUUACUUUUAUGCUGUGAAAUAUUAAUUUAUUUUUUACAUGGUUUUCUUUAGGAGGGGUGCCAAAUGUGGGGUAAAUGGCACAGCCUAUAAAUAACUACUCGUUUGGAAGGACAAGACUUAAAAGCAUUAUCACUGAUUCAGGAUCCGCUUUUACAUCUCGUGCAGUUAAAGAAGCACCUGACUUCACAAAUUAAAAAAAGAACCAGUUGAUAAAAGGUCCUCUUAUCUGAACUUCUAGAGUUUUGAUAGAUUCUUCAUCUACAAUAAGACCGGUGAAAAUGAAUUAUACAAUCAGGAAAAAAAAGCUCAAUAGAAACUUUUAAUUUAGAGCUUAAAAGGGUAAUGCUGCUGGUGGCAGCUUGAAAGCAAGUCAACUGCAUGCCUUGCUUUAAGUUUACAGUUUGCUAAAGAGCCCGGUCCUAGCUUUUUUUUUUUUUUAUCAAAUGCUAAGCCAGAACUUAGUUGAUCAUCAAAAACAGAUGAAAACUGCGGUCCCUUUUUAAUCGUGUUUCCCUGUAAAGCCAUACGGUUUUGCUUAAUGUUAUACGGCUGGUUGCAUUUAGUCUGAUCUGCCACCUCCUGAUGACAAAUUCAAUGCGUCUUGGAAACUGCCUAUUUCAUGUUCUCUUUUUCAGCAAACGUAGGCUGUUUGUCUUUCUCGUGGCGCCGUGUGCCACAAAACUCCUGCUGAGAUAUGGGGAAUGGUACACUGCCUCUUUCAUUCAAAUGAGCAACUGUAAACUUUCAAAAUGUAGCAUAAACUACACUGUUCCUACCUGGUUCCUAAUUGACCAAAAAAAAAAAAAAAAAGAAGAUAGAAGAGAAAAACAGACAAAAAAAAAUACAUGUCAAAUGUCAGAAUUAGUCUAAGUUCUGCAGCUUUGAUGCGCACCCCACCUCGCAAAAAAGAUGACUUUGGAUUUGUUUUGAAGAAUCUGAAGAGCAAGCCUCAGAUGAUAAAUAACUUUGUGCUUUUUAAUGAGUCCGGGUGCCAGGGAGCACUCUGUUCUCAACGCCCCCGCCGCUGCGACCACAGGCGCCAGCUGCCACCAGCCGACACUAAACUCCUUUUAAAGUCAUUACUGAUUUAAAAGCAGCAGUACAGCUGGGGCUUUCUUGUUUACCCACCCAGCGACCACCCUGCUCUACACUGCUGCGGUGAUAUGAUUUCUUUUCAUUACGUUUCUGAUCGAUUGUUGCUGCUCCUCUUGUGUUUUUGCUCCCCUUUGGUAAGAAUCUGACUCAGUGCCUACCAAAAGAUAAAGAAAAAAAAAAAAAAGGAAAAAAAAAAGUCACGGGACCCUCUGUGCCAUCAGCUCUGCUUUCUCUCACAUGCACACAGGUACCUGCACACCCCGUCAUGCCAACAUGUACUGGCUCCAACAACCUCUCCUUCUCCUGGACGAGGCUAUUUUCUUUUCUAAGCUUCAGUCUAUUUUGCCACAAAGCUUUUCCUACGGACUGAGCGCAAUAACGCCCAUGUGAUUUAAAAAGACUUAAAGCCGUUCCUGCCCGGGGACAUUGGAAAUAUAUCACCA